GCGGGGUCACCUCGGAAAAACUCCGUCCGCCCACGGGGGAGCUCACGGUUGCUGCCUAAUAAAUGGUUCUGAGUGGAAGUACCUAACUGAAGCCUGGUCUGUGACUGCCGGGGGUGCUGGAACCCCGAAGGGGGGGUGUUUCCUAGGAAAGGGCGGAAGGGUUGAACCCCAACGCGUCGGGUGGGGAGAGAUGCUCUCGUGCGGGGGCGCCAGCGAUUCUCGCUUCCCAGGCUCUAGAAGGCUUGUCGUUUUGCCGUAGAAUAAACAAAUGUUCGGUUUCAAAACAGAAAUCACUGCGCUGUUGUUUCUAGGAAGGUGCUCGUUUCCGGUGAGCUGUACCCAUUGUUUAACACUGAACAUUUUGUUUUUGAAUCAAAGGUAGUUGAAAUUUUUUUGCCAUACGUUUAGCAUUUUAUUCUUCGGAAUGAUGGAUUUCCUUUUGGAGAUAAGAACGGAAGUGUUUGCGGAAGUAAUGGUAUUGAGAGAAAUGAAUAGAAAUAACCCAUUUUGAGGAAGCCAUGGCAAAGUCAAUUACAAAACACAGAGUUUGUUCUCGGCAAUCUUCAGUAUCUUCUCUGUUAGCAAGCUGCAGCCUGAGUGGUAGUAAUUCCUCUAAAUCUGAUGGCUCUUUUCAGUAUAAGGAUAAACUGUAUAGUUCUGCCUCUCAGGCUCUACAGGCCUAUAUUGAUGAUUUUGAUUUAAGCCAAAUGUAUCCUGGUGCAAGCACUGGAAAGAUUAACAUUGAUAGAUGUUCUGCUAAUAUGCCCGAAUUCUCCAACUAUAUUUAUAAACCAAACAAUGCUUUUGAAAAUCUUGAUCCCAAAAAAAGCUUCUCGUCCUUACCGUGUAGAAGAAUGACUGUUAAUGACAUAGACUGCAUUAGCCUAACAACUGAUGAUCUAUUAAAACUUCCAGCAGAUGGGUCAUUUUCUUUAACUUGCAUUGGAUCAAGUCACCGAAAUAGCAAGAAAAACAAGAAAUGCAUUCGAAGACUGAGCUCAUUGGAUACUGAAAAGAAUCAAAAUUUUCAAGAACCUUCCACUCCCAUGUGCAAAGAUAACUUAGUUACUCCUGUUGUACACAUAAAUAAAAAUGGAAAGCAACGUGGUAGGCUAAAAAACCCAAACCUUGUGAAUAAGACUAAUAAGUACGUUUCUGAUCCAUCUUUAUCAUUUUCCAAGAAGUUGUCUUUCAAAGACAGUUCAGAACACAAACUUGAAAAGAAUUACCCAAGAUGGCUCACUAGCCAGAAAUCUGACCUUAAUGUUUCAGGAAUAACUAGUCUACCUGAUUUCACAUACCCAGUCUGGCUCCACCAUCAAGACUUGCUACCUGAUACAAAUAGUCAAAAAAGGAUUUCUGAAAUAUUUAAAGAAGAUCAGUGUUCCCCUAGACAUAGUUACCAGGCACAAAGAACUUCUCGACUUAUGAAUAAAUUAGAUAGUUUUGAAUAUUCUUUUGAACCCUCAAACAUUUCAGACUCCUUGAGUGCUGAUAAAGGAUUAGUUAAUGAAUAUAAAUGUGAUUCCGAACAUAGCCAGUGUCAGUGUGAGAAUCCACUUCUCCCAGGACAAACCAAAAAGCCAUUCAGUGGUGACAAAAUUGAAUUGCUUAUCCUGAAGGCCAAGAGAAAUCUAGAGCAUUGUACUAAAGAGUUACCGAAGUCUACAAAAAAGGAUGAUAGUCCUUGUUCAUUAGAUAAACUUGAAGCAGAAAGAUCAUGGGAAAAUAUUCCUGUUACUUUCAAAUCUCCUGUUCCUGUUAACUCUGAUGAUAGUCCUCAACAAACUUCAAGGGCAAAGUGUGCUAAAGGGUUCCUUGAUGAUUUUUUAAAUAAUGAUAAUCAGAGCUGUACCCUUUCUGGAGGGAAACAUCAUGGUCCUGUUGAAGCCCUGAAACAAAUGUUAUUUAAUCUUCAAGCAGUACAAGAAAGUUUUAAUCAGAAUAAAACAGCAGAACUGGAAGAGGAGAUUAAGCAAGUUUCGGAAGAUAAUUUCUCUAAAUUACAGUUGAAAGAAAGUAUGCUUCCUAUUACUAGGUCACUUCAAAAGGCUUUGCACCAUUUAUCUCGCCUGAGAGACCUGGUUGAUGAUACCAGUGGGAAACAGUCACCGAAAAUGUGAAGAGGAAAAUAAAAAGGUCCAACAAAUCAAUAGUCAUCACAGAACAAAGAUGUAUUUUUUUUCCUGUUGCUUAAACUGACAAAGAAAAUUAUAAGCCAUGCAUUAUUCUGUGAUUGGUUCAAGUAUUAUAUAUUCUUUAAAAAACAAACUUGAAAAUGUGUGUAGGUUUUGUGACCUAUCCUCAUUUUAUGCCAAAAUACCAGAAUGUGAACUGAGAGGACCCACACUGUGUCCUAACAGUCUGACUUUGGUCUUCAGGCCAGCAAAUGUCCAAUAUUCAAAGAUGGAUGAUGUCUGUUAUUGAAGCUUAUGUGGACUUAAUCUUCUUGAGCAUCCUCAUCAUUUUAUCUUCUGGUUCUGGGUUAUUAGGAAACUCUUCCUGGUUUCUAUCCAAAAUCUCUUAAGUAGACUUUUUGAUACAAGUAGCAUCUACCUUUAAGUUGGCUAAAGGAAUAUCAAAAUUGUUAUGGUGUAACUUCUCCAUAUAUGUUACCUUUAAUUUUUAUAAAUAUUUUAAGGUAUGUGGUAUAUGCAAAGAACAGUUUAAUAAUGGGAUGAUACAGUGCUAAAAGGAAUGUUUCAUGUUGUGAAAUCCAAAAGAAAAACUCAUUUAACUAAUGCUUUGAUUUUGAUUCUGUGUAAGGUAAUCUUGUGUGUGUGUGUGUCUGUGUGUGUCUGUGUGUGUCUGUGUGUGUGUGUGUGUGUGUAAGAUAAUCUUGAUAUCACUUAAGAGUUUACAAAAUAUUUUUGGGGAGUACAUUUGAAAAUUUAAUAUUUUGAUAUUCUCAGAUUUUAGUUUUGGGGUUAGCUCAAACUAGUACAAAUUCUAAGAUCAGUGACCAAUUGCUUUAUGUAAUUUGUUAAGUAAAUUUAAACUGAAUGUGGAAAAUCCAGAAGCAGCUCUGUAUUAUAAAGCUAUUUUGUAAGAGCUAAACAUGGUUUAAAGCAAUCUAUAAAAUUUGUCUUUAGCUGGAACUCAACAGAGCUCUAUAGUUUUGCAUUUUCUAACCAACUAAACUAAUGAGCAAGAAAACACCUUUACUAACAAAACUAGGAAAUAAAUCAUAAGGCAGAUUUUAAAAGCCUGAUGAAAUGAAAGAAUACGAGUGUCUGUAUACAAACAGUACAAAUUAACACUGCCCAAAUUGUAGCAUCUUUGCUAGAUACCUUUACUGUCAAGUAGGAAUUUCUAAGAGUACAUUGUGUUGAAUAUUUUUUUCCCCUGAAGUUUAAAGCACUAUAUAAUACCUUUGCUGUAGAACUUACAUGUCAAAAACUAUAGAAUAGGGGCGCCUGGGUGGCUCAGUGGGU
This is a messenger RNA of Enhydra lutris kenyoni (northern sea otter), 3434 nucleotides long. RefSeq names its product chromosome unknown C18orf54 homolog. The coding region runs from base 519 to 2123 and encodes 534 amino acids. The transcript is spliced from 8 exons. The record is from RefSeq and is a predicted model, not a curated record. Lineage: Eukaryota; Metazoa; Chordata; Mammalia; Carnivora; Mustelidae. Gene Ontology annotation, molecular function: nucleic acid binding.